UCGUGAGGAGUUGCGUCACCCUCACGAGUGUUUUCAAGGAGAGCGUGAGUAUUCGGCCAGUAUUUUUACCGAUGAUGAAGUUUACGGUUUCAACCGGGACAAACGCCACGCCUGUUCCAUCGUUCGUGUGCGGUGCGACAGGCAAAGUAGUUGGGCCCAUCUUGCACCUCAGUCAACGGGCAAAGAUGAGUGCCGUAACGCUCUCAGGAGCCACUGCGUUGCUCAUGUUGGCGCCUGUUGUGGGCCCCGGUAUUGCCACGGCAGCCGCAAUUGCCUCCGCGGUGGUAUCCGUGUACGUGCGACGCUACCUGCUCACACUACGUUUUCUGAGAGAUCAGGCGAGGCAAAUGACUGAACUCAAGACAACCGGCAUGUUAUAUUUUUCUUCCGAUCAGAACGGCUAUCGCUGGACGCCCGAGGACGAGGAGCGUGCGGAGUACGAGUACCGCGAGGAGUUGCGGCAGCGAGCACGGAGAAAGGAGGCAUUUGAGCAGCGGGUGAAGGAAGAGGCUGCGCGUGAUGAGGCCCGAGGCAAGAGGCAAGUUGACCCGAAGAACAGACGACGGACAGACCUGGAGAACGUCGACCCGCUUGGAUACUACCAGCUGCUGGGUCUCAGUGGAAGAGAGCUGAGCGCAACGGCAAAAGAAAUUGCGAAGGCGUUCCGUGAGGCCGCGCGGCACCACCACCCCGAUGUCGCUCAUCGCAACGACGACGAUGUCAAGAACAAAAUGCAAAGAAUCAUUAAUGCCUACAAAAUCCUCCGUGACCCCAAAACAAAGAAGGCGUAUGAUUCUGGUCAACUGAAAGCUGAAUAG
This is a messenger RNA of Trypanosoma cruzi, 818 nucleotides long. RefSeq lists its product as uncharacterized. The record is from RefSeq and is a predicted model, not a curated record. The annotation marks the transcript as partial. NCBI's taxonomy places the organism in Eukaryota, Euglenozoa, Kinetoplastea, Trypanosomatida, Trypanosomatidae. The transcript has a single exon.